Messenger RNA from Chaetomium strumarium, 2676 nucleotides. Its product is annotated as glycoside hydrolase superfamily. NCBI's taxonomy places the organism in Eukaryota, Fungi, Ascomycota, Sordariomycetes, Sordariales, Chaetomiaceae. Bases 1 to 2676 code for a protein of 891 amino acids. Gene Ontology annotation, cellular component: extracellular region. The record is from RefSeq and is a predicted model, not a curated record. The transcript has 4 exons. Gene Ontology annotation, molecular function: alpha-glucuronidase activity. Gene Ontology annotation, biological process: xylan catabolic process.
AUGCGGAGCUUGGUGUUCCUCGCGGCGAUCGGCCUAACCGCCGCCGAGGAUGGGCUGAAUGCCUGGUUGCGGUAUGCCCGGAUCGAUGGCGCAAGGGGCUAUCACAACAAGCUCCCGUCCGCCAUUGUGACUCUGAACGCCACGCAGGGGUCACCAAUACAGACGGCGGUUAACGAACUUGUGCAAGGCAUCGAUGGCAUCUUCGGCAAGAAGGUGGCCGUGACUGGCGCGGACAAGCGUCACCGUCCAAUGACCGCGGCCACGGUCGGAACGGUCCAUGCAUUCGUCGACAGCAACCCCGGCGCCGCAAAUGAUCUCCCAGAGCUGGUCGAGGACGGCUUUUAUCUGAAGGUGUCUCGAGGAAACGUCCUGAUCCUCGGCCAGAACGAGCGCGGGACCUUGUACGGCGCCUUCCACUACCUCUCGCUGCUCGCCCAAGGCAAUGUCUCGGAUUUCUCGCUGGCCUCCAACCCGGAUGCGCCCAUCCGGUGGGUGAACCAGUGGGACAACAUGCAGGACGGCGGAACCCACGGCAGCGUUGAGAGAGGUUACGGCGGCGACUCCAUCUUCUUCUGGGACGGCAAAGUGCGGGAGGACCUGACCCGGGCAGCGCAGUAUGCCCGCCUUCUCGCCUCGAUCGGCAUCAACGCUGUUGUCGUCAACAAUGUCAACGCGGACGCCAAGACCCUGACCGAGGAAAACAUGGACGGCCUGGCGAGGAUUGCGGACGUCUUCCGGCCGUACGGCGUCCAGCUCGGUCUGUCACUCAACUUCGCUUCUCCGCAGACACUCGGGGGGCUCCCGACCUUUGACCCGCUGGACGAGACCGUCAUUUCCUGGUGGCGCGGCAUCACCGACUCCCUCUACCGCAGGAUCCCCGACAUGGCCGGCUACCUCGUCAAGGCCAACUCGGAAGGCCAGCCGGGGCCCAUGACGUACAACCGGACGCUGGCCGACGGCGCCAACCUCUUUGCCCGCGCGCUGAAGCCGCACGGCGGCAUCAUUCUCUUCCGCGCGUUUGUGUACGACCACAGGAGCCUCAACCAGACGCUGGACUGGAAGGCCGACCGGGCCAACGCGGCCGUGCACUACUUCGACGGCCUCGACGACCAGUUCGACGACAACGUGGUCAUCCAGAUCAAGUACGGCCCCAUCGACUUUCAGGUGCGCGAGCCCGUCUCGCCGCUCUUCGCCCACCUGAUCAAGACCGGCACCGCCAUCGAGCUGCAGAUCAGCCAGGAGUACCUCGGGCAGCAAGCCCACCUGGUCUACCUAGCCCCGAUGUGGAAGGAGAUCCUGUCCUUCGACCUGCGCGUCGACGACCAACCCUCCCCGGUCUCCUCCAUCCUGAACGGCAAGCGCUUCGGCCGCAAGCUGGGCGGAUACGCGGGCGUGGCCAACGUCGGCACCAACACGACCUGGCUGGGCAGCCACCUGGCCAUGUCCAACCUGUACGCCUACGGGCGGCUGGCCUGGGGGCCCGCUUCCUCCCUCUCGGCCGAGGGCAUCCUGCAGGAGUGGAUCAAGCUGACCUUCAGCUCCGACCGCAAAGUCCUCGACGUCAUCACGCGCAUGUCCAUGGCCUCGUGGCCGGCCUACGAGAACUACACGGGCAACCUGGGCAUCCAGACGCUGACCGACAUCCUGCUCGGCCACUACGGGCCCAACCCGGCCUCGCAGGACGGCAACCCGUGGGGCCAAUGGACGCGCGCCGACGCCGACUCCAUCGGCAUGGACCGCACCGUGUGGAACGGCACGGGCUUUGCGGGGCAGUACCCGCCCUCGCUAGCCGCGCAGUACGAGAAACCCGACACAACACCCGACAACCUGCUGCUCUGGUUCCACCACGUGCCCUACACCCACCGGCUGCGCGGGUCCAACAAGACGGUGAUCCAGCACUUCUACGACGCGCACUACGCCGGCAGCGCCACGGCGCAGACCUUCCCGGCCCUCUGGCGAUCCCUGCGCGGCCGCAAGGGCGUCGACCGCGAGCGCUACGAGCACGUCCUGUUCCGGCUGACCUACCAGGCUGGGCACGCGCUGGUGUGGCGGGACAGUAUUAAUACGUUCUACUUCAACAAGUCCGGCAUUGCGGACGAGCUGGGCCGGGUGAAUAAUAAUAAGUAUCGGAUUGAGGCCGAGGAUAUGCAGCUGGACGGGUAUGUGCCCUACGCGGUCAGUCCGUUCGAGGCCGCUAGUGGGAGCCGGUGCGUGGUGACCUCGCGGGGCAACGGGACGGACGCGAGGGGCGAGAUGAGGACGGUCUUGCCCGGGUGGGUGAAGACGGGACGGUACGAUGUCGCGGUCAAUUAUUAUGAUAUGGCGAUUGGGAAUUCCACGUGGGAGUUGUGGAUUGAUGAUCGCCUGGUGGGGAACUGGAAGGGGGAUCUGGAGUAUAUCCUGGGCAAGGCGCCGAGUCCGUAUAUUGAUGGGCAGACGGCGACGAGGGUGACGUUUGAGGGCGUGAAGAUCAGGAAGGGGAGUGUGUUGCGCAUUGUGGGCACGCCGGAUGGGCUGGAGCCGGCGCCGGUGGAUUAUGUGUCGAUCCUGCCGGAGGGGCUGAGCAGUGGUGUCAAGCAUUUCUUGAUUCGACGUGAAAACAUCGUCCUGAAGUCAUCGGUAGAUGGUUUCACGGAUAGCUCCUGUGGUUCAAGGGCCAGCGUUCUGAUGUUCUGA